AUGCCCUUCUUGUCUGAACUUAUUACAGAUGGUGACAUCACGCAACCUAACCUCUCCCCUAGAUACGACACUUCGCACUCACCGGUGGAAGAUUGUAAUGUCUCCUCUACCGUGGCUCAAGAAGUGUCCAGGGUUCUCCUACCUCUCUUUGACAAAAGACUGGAGGUACUCCAUUCCUCUAUUAGCUCUGCCUUACAACUAAUUACUACAAACUCUCAAAAAAUCUCAGAUAUAGAGAAUAAACACGGAGCUCAGGAGAUAACCAUCUCCAACUUGGAACGCACCAUACAACAAUGCAGAGAAGCAGAGUCGGCUUUAACUGCUAAACUAGAGGACCUGGAGAAUCGAGAUCGCCGCAAUAACCUUAGAUUUAUAGGCAUCCCGGAGAAUGUCACUGAAGACGACCUACUCACAUAUCUUGCGGUGGACAUACCUGCGGCAUUGGGCCUGGAGAUGUCGACUGAUAAACUCCAUAUUGAACAGGUACACAGGAUUGGACCACCUAAACCAGCUGGAAUGGACAACCCAAGACCCCGUCCAGUCAUCGCAAAAAACGGAGAGCAUUUACCCCGAUAUGUCAAGGUCUCCACGACAGGGCGAUCUGAUUCCAAUUGCUUUAUCCGGCAAAAUUACGAGUUCUGGAGAAUGGCAGGCAACAGAUUUUUGAAGAUCCGCGUGAUGCCCGACGCCACUUCUGCCUUGAUCCAGAAAACUGAAGCCUGUAUCACCAUAAUGGGAGGGAACUUGGCCACGGUGCGCGGGCUCCCGGGUGACUGUACUGGGAGCUCAGAGGGACAAUUGAUAUCUACAGAUUAUAAUGCAGAAGAUCCGGGUCUCGCAUCAGAUACGUAUGAAGAUUGUGCCAUUAUCCCAGAUGUACCAUCCACUCUUCACAGCAAAACUCUGUCAUUUGAUCAUUUAACACAAAUCCGAUCUUCUGAUUCAUCACAGACUGUUAACCAGAAUGCAAGGCACAAAAGGAGUGUGGGAGCCCAAAGAGCUCAGAAAGGGAAGAAGUCAUAUCCAUGUUCAGAAUGUGGGAAAUGUUUUACUCACAAAUCAGAACUUGAGAGGCAUCAGAGAGUUCACACGGGAGAGAAGCCGUAUUCAUGUUCAGAAUGUGGGAAAUGUUUUACUCAGAAAUCACAUUUUAUAAACCAUCAGAGAAUUCACACAGGGGAGAAGCCGUAUUCAUGUUCGGAAUGUGGAAAAUGUUUUACUCAGAAAUCACAUUUUAUAAACCAUCAGAGAAUUCACACAGGAGAGAAACCGUAUUCAUGUUCAGAAUGUAGCGAACGUUUUACUAAUAAUUCAAAUCUUGCUAUACAUCAGAGAAUUCACACAGGGGAGAAGCCGUAUUCAUGUUCAGACUGUGGGAAAUGUUUUACUCAUAAAUCAAAUCUUCUGAAACAUCAGAGAAUUCACACAGGGGAGAAGCCAUAUUCAUGUUCAGACUGUGGGAAAUGUUUUACUCAUAAAUCAAAUCUUCUGAAACAUCAGAAAGUUCACACAAAGGAGAAGCCGUAUUCAUGUUCAAAAUGUGGGAAAUGUUUUACUCAGAAAUCACAUCUUCAGAGUCAUCAGAGAAUUCACACAGGAGAGAAGCCGUAUUCAUGUUCAGAAUGUGGGAAAUGUUUUACUCUUAAAUCAAAUCUUAUUAAACAUCAGAGAAUUCACACAGGGGACAUGCUACAUUCAUGUUCGGAAUGUGGGAAAUGUUUUAAUCAGAAAUCAGAUCUUCAGAUUCAUCAGAGAAUUCACACAGGAGAGAAGCCAUAUUCAUGUUCAGACUGUGGGAAAUGUUUUACUCAUAAAUCAAAUCUUCUGAAACAUCAGAAAGUUCACACAAAGGAGAAGCCGUAUUCAUGUUCAAAAUGUGGGAAAUGUUUUACUCAGAAAUCACAUCUUCAGAGUCAUCAGAGAAUUCACACAGGAGAGAAGCCGUAUUCAUGUUCAGAAUGUGGUAAAUGUUUUACUAAGAAAUCACAUCUUCAGAGUCAUCAGAGAAUUCAUACAGGAGAGAAGCCAUAUUCAUGUUCAGAAUGUGGGAAAUGUUUUACUAUGAAAUCCAGUCUUGAGAGACAUCAGCAAAUUUGCACAAAGGAGAAGCCGUAUUCAUGUUAAGAAUGUGACUGAUGGGCAAGCAUGUGAGCGGCUGUGCGUCGGCUGAGCUCCUGCACUACCCCAGCCAAUUAUCCUGCAAACAUUAGCCUAA
Molecule: messenger RNA, 2215 nt
Organism: Bufo bufo (common toad)
Lineage: Eukaryota; Metazoa; Chordata; Amphibia; Anura; Bufonidae
Product: oocyte zinc finger protein XlCOF22-like
Exons: 5
Coding region: 1-2124 (707 amino acids)
Biological process (GO): regulation of transcription by RNA polymerase II
Cellular component (GO): nucleus
Molecular function (GO): DNA-binding transcription activator activity, RNA polymerase II-specific; RNA polymerase II cis-regulatory region sequence-specific DNA binding
Source: RefSeq, a predicted model, not a curated record